Messenger RNA from Arachis stenosperma, 1236 nucleotides. RefSeq names its product naringenin 8-dimethylallyltransferase 2, chloroplastic-like. The record is from RefSeq and is a predicted model, not a curated record. Gene Ontology annotation, cellular component: membrane. NCBI's taxonomy places the organism in Eukaryota, Viridiplantae, Streptophyta, Magnoliopsida, Fabales, Fabaceae. The transcript has 12 exons. Gene Ontology annotation, molecular function: transferase activity, transferring alkyl or aryl (other than methyl) groups. Bases 1 to 1224 code for a protein of 407 amino acids.
AUGGCUGUGGCUGUGCAUGUUUCGCAGGACGGCAGCACUCUCGAAAAGACAAGCACCGCAGAUGACGUGGCUGUCUCUGGCAACGACGGUUCUUAUGCAAAGAGAGCUUUGUGGUGCAAUAAUAGGAAUCUCACAAAGGAAUACAGUAUUAGGAGAUCCUUGCAAUUUAAUUCAAAGCUCCAUUACAAAGGCAUUGAAAGAGGAUCAUCUACAAGUGAUAAAUUUGAGAAAAAAUACUUAAUGAAUGCAUCUUCUGGAGAAUCAUAUGAAUCUGAACUAAAAUCUCAUGAUGAAUCAAAAAGCACUUUGGAGUCUAUCAGAAAUGCGCUGAAUAGUUUUAUCCAGUUUACAAGAUUGUAUGCAUUUGUUGGCGUGACUUUAGGUGCACUAUCUUCAUCGCUUCUUGCAGUGGACACUUUCUCAGAUGUAUCUCCAGUGUUAUUUUUAAAAGGAUUUUUGCAGUAUAUGAUACCUGUCCUGUGCAUGCAUCAAUAUGUUAUGGGAGCGAAUCAAUUAGCCGAUGUUGAAAUAGAUAAGAUAAAUAAGCCAUAUCUUCCUUUGGCAUCUGGAGAUUAUUCCUACACACGUGGAGUUAUAAUUGUGGGGUUGUGUCUACUUUCGAGUAUUGGGCUUACAUGGAUGGUAGGCUCAAAGCCAUUGCUUUGGACCAAUCUUAUCACUGCUGUUCUAACGAGUGCUUAUGCAUUUAAUUUACCUUUGUUGAGAUGGAAGAGAUCUACAAUUCUUACAGUAAUAUCAAGUACAAUUACACUGCUGACAACAUUUAAUUUAGGAGCUUUUCUCCACAUGAAGACCUUUGUACUAAAACAGGCAGCUGUUUUUCCAAGAUCUCUACUUCUUGGCUGUUUGGUCAUGGGUUGUUUCUAUUCAGUUAUAUCAGUAUCAAAGGACUUAGCAGACGUUGAAGGAGACAAAGCAUUGGGCCUCAAAACUUUGGCAAUACGUUUGGGUGUUAAGAAGGUAUUUUGGUUAUGCAUUUCACUUAUUCAAAUGGCUUAUGGAGUUGCUAUUACAUUGGGAGCAUUAUCUCCUUUUCUAUGGAGCAAAAUUUUUACGGUUUUGGCACAUGCCAUCAUGAUUUUCGUCGUUUGGAAUCAUGCCAGUUCUGUAGAUUUAUCAAGCAAAGAUUCAUUGCAGGCAUUUCAUAUGUUUGUGUUUAAGCUUGUGUAUGUCGAAAACAUCCUCGUACUAUUUGUACGAUGAAGAAUUGAGGAG